Penicillium manginii is the source of this 339-nucleotide messenger RNA. RefSeq lists its product as uncharacterized. The coding region runs from base 1 to 339 and encodes 112 amino acids. Lineage: Eukaryota; Fungi; Ascomycota; Eurotiomycetes; Eurotiales; Aspergillaceae. The transcript has 2 exons. The record is from RefSeq and is a predicted model, not a curated record. Gene Ontology annotation, molecular function: protein binding.
AUGGUCGAAUAUUUAUUCAGCAUUGGUGCGGAUCCGAAGGAGGGGCGCUUUGGCUGCCCAUUACAGAGUGCCAGCCUGAUGGGCUGUGUUGCCUACAUGACGCUACUAAAAUAUGAUGCCGAUCCAAAUUUGACGAUCAAGGAUACACUUGGUGUGCCACUCGUGAUCGCUGUGAGUAAGGGACAUCUCGAAGUGGUCAAGGCUUUACUUGGCAAUGGUGCAAACCCAGACCAGACAUCCGCCGUUCCUAAUCGAUCUUUGGAGGGCCGACUAUCACACCCCGACAACUGGUCUAUUUCUCCCACAGCCUUGGAAGAAGCGUCCACCAAGGGCCAUUGA